UCUUGUAUUUUCUGUGUUAUGGUCCUCUGUGAGCUUUCUCUUCCUCCAGUCAUAAUAUUAAAAAAAGUUAAUUUGUUUUGAAUGUUUAAAAAAUAGACCCUACCCAGGCAUGCAAUCUUGUCUUGUUUGUUUGUUUGCUUUGGUGUGUGUGUGUGUGUGUGUGUGUGUGUGUGAUACCAGGAUACAAUUCAUCUUUAGCUUUUUGAGUGCGGUGUAGUUGACUAGGGUAGGGAGGAACCCAAUUUCUUUCUUUUUCUUUUUUUUUUUAAGUAUCAGUUGUUUGUUAACCUAUGUUUUCGCUAUGGAAAAAUAUCGAGCAGCCUUAACCCUUAACACAAGUAUUCUUAUCAGUCUCUAUUGCUACUUCCUGUGCAGCUGAAACUCUUCAGGAUAAGUGAAGGCAUCCGCUAUCAGCCAGGGUAGCCUAAUGCAUUUGGGAAGUUGGUUUGGUUUACAUGUUAAUGACCUGGAUAAAGUCCAGUAAGGUGUGGAGGAGACGCUUGAGGGAAGUAGAGGGGGUUGUCCGAGGAAGCUGUCCCCCUCGGUAAAUAUGUUCAGACUGAUUCGAAAGUUCAUGGCCCUGCGAUAAAGUCGAGAUUUCAAAUACUUGUAAUUAUUUUAUUACUAAUAUCGGAGAAUCCUUUCGGCUCACUUUCUAGCCUACCUCUCCGGGUCUCAAGACCAAAAGCUUUGUACAGUCUGGGAGGGCAGGAAGCGCACACUGGGAUCGAGACUAGCAGACAUCCUGGAUCGUGGCUUUUACGCGAACGAAUGCAAGGAUUUGGGAACUGAGCUGUGCACGUGCUGAAGAAGGAAACGUGUUUGAAGGAAACAGGAAAGAGAAAGAAAAGGAAGGAAAAAAUACAUAAUUUCAGGGACGAGAGAGAGAAGAAACACGGGGACUAUGGGGAGAAAAAAGAUUCAGAUCACGAGGAUUAUGGAUGAGCGUAACAGACAGGUGACAUUUACAAAGAGGAAAUUUGGAUUGAUGAAGAAGGCUUACGAGCUGAGCGUGCUGUGUGACUGUGAGAUCGCGCUGAUCAUCUUCAACAGCACCAACAAGCUGUUCCAGUACGCCAGCACCGACAUGGACAAGGUGCUGCUCAAAUACACAGAGUACAAUGAGCCGCACGAGAGCCGGACGAACUCAGAAAUCGUGGAGACUUUGAGAAAGAAGGGCCUUAAUGGCUGUGACAGCCCAGAUCCCGAUGCGGACGAUUCAGUAGGUCACAGCCCUGAGUCUGAGGACAAGUACAGGAAAAUUAACGAAGAUAUUGAUCUAAUGAUCAGCAGGCAAAGAUUGUGUGCUGUUCCACCUCCCAACUUUGAAAUGCCGGUUUCCAUCCCAGUGUCGAGCCAUAACAGUUUGGUAUACAGCAACCCGGUCAGCUCACUGGGAAACCCCAACCUUCUGCCACUGGCCCACCCUUCUCUGCAGAGGAAUAGUAUGUCUCCUGGUGUAACACAUAGACCUCCAAGUGCUGGUAACACAGGUGGUCUGAUGGGUGGAGACCUCACAUCCGGUGCAGGCACCAGCGCAGGGAACGGAUAUGGCAACCCCCGAAACUCACCAGGUCUGCUGGUCUCACCUGGUAACUUGAACAAGAACAUUCAAGCCAAAUCUCCUCCCCCUAUGAAUCUAGGGAUGAACAACCGUAAACCAGAUCUCCGAGUUCUUAUUCCACCAGGCAGCAAGAACACGAUGCCAUCAGUGAAUCAAAGGAUAAAUAACUCCCAGUCGGCUCAGUCAUUGGCUACCCCAGUGGUUUCCGUAGCAACACCUACUUUACCAGGACAAGGAAUGGGAGGAUAUCCAUCAGCCAUUUCAACAACAUAUGGUACUGAGUACUCUCUGAGUAGCGCCGACCUGUCAUCUCUGUCUGGCUUCAACACUGCCAGUGCGCUUCACCUUGGCUCAGUCACUGGCUGGCAACAGCAGCACCUCCAUAACAUGCCACCAUCUGCCCUCAGUCAAUUGGGAGCUUGCACUAGCACUCAUUUAUCUCAGAGUUCAAAUCUCUCCCUGCCUUCUACUCAAAGCCUCAACAUCAAGUCAGAACCUGUUUCUCCUCCUAGAGACCGUACCACCACCCCUUCGAGAUACCCACAACACACGCGCCACGAGGCGGGGAGGUCUCCUGUUGAUAGCUUGAGCAGCUGUAGCAGUUCCUACGAUGGGAGCGACCGAGAGGAUCACCGGAACGAAUUCCACUCCCCCAUUGGACUCACCAGACCUUCGCCGGACGAAAGGGAAAGUCCCUCAGUCAAGCGCAUGCGGCUCUCUGAAGGAUGGGCAACAUGAUCACAUUAUUACUUAAUAGUUUUUUUUUUUCUUGCAGUGUGUGUGUGUGUGCUAUACCUUAAUGGGGAAGGGGGGUCGAUAUGCAUUAUAUGUGCCGUGUGUGGAAAAAAAAAAAACCGUCAGGUACUCUGUUUUGUAAAAGUACUUUUAAAUUGCCUCAGUGAUACAGUAUAAAGAUAAACAGAAAUGCUGAGAUAAGCUUAGCACUCGAGUUGUACAACAGAACACUUGUACAAAAUAGAUUUUAAGGCUAACUUCUCUUCACUGUUGUGCUCCUUUGCAAAAUGUAUGUUACAAUAGAUAGUGUCAUGUUGCAGGUUCAACGUUAUUUACAUGUAAAUAGACAAAAGGAAACAUUUGCCAAAAGCGGCAGAUCUUUACUGAAAGAGAGCAGCUGUUAUGCAACAUAUAGAAAAAUGUAUAGAAGUUUGGACAGACCCGGAAAGGGGUGGCCAUUGGUAAAUGUUAGGAACAUGCCCGGUCACCUAAUGUCCCGAGCACGCUCACAAACCUGCAGGCAAAUCAUUGGCGUAUGGCACUCAUUCAAAAGGAUCAGAAACCAUUCAAAGAGGACCAUACCUACUUUAAAAGAAAAGAAAAGAAAAAAAAGCAAAAAUAGAAAAAAAAAAUAAAAACAAAAAAGUGUGGCGUUUGAGAGCUAACGUAUUUAAUUAAAUAAAUAAAUCUGGGUCUGCAUCUCUUAUUAAAUAAAAAAUAUAAAAAUAUGUACAUUACAUUUUGCUUAUUUUCAUAUAAAAGGUAAGAAAGAGUUUGCAAAGCAUUUGUGGCUUUUUGUAGUUUACUUAAGCCAAAAUGUGUUUUUUCCCCUCAAUAGCUUCGCUAAUAUUUUAAACAGUCCUGUAAAAAUCCACAGAGGACUUUUUGUAUAGAAAGCACUACCCUAAGCCAUGAGGAACUCCAUGCUUUGCUAACCAAGAUAACUGUUUUCUCUUUGUAGAAGUUUUGUUUUUGAAAUGUGUAUUUCUAAUUAUAUAAAAUAUUAAGAAUCUUUUAAAAAUCUGUGAAAUUAACAUGCUUGUGUAUAGCUUUCUAAUAUAUAUAAUAUUAUGGUAAUGGCAGAAGUUUUGUUUUCUUAAUAGCGGGAGGGGGGUAUAUUUGUGCAGUUGCACACUUGAGUAACUAUUUUCUUUCUGAUUUCUUUUACUCUGCAUACAUUUUAUAAGUUCAAGGUCAGCUGUCAAAAGGAUAACCUGUGGGGUUAGAACAUAAUACAUUGCAACAUCCUAAAUCAUUUUUAAAACAUCAACAAAUUAUUGGGUCAACUGACAUCCAUUGUAUAUACUAAUUGGUUUCUUUCAAACUAUCUUGUUUUGUUUCUUUGCAUUUUAUCAAAAGCAGGGCCCCUUUCAGAUCUCUCCAUUUCACCACGCAUCUUGGAAUUCAGUAAGUUCAUAUCCUAACUUGCCCAUAUUCUAAAUUUACAUAGUUCAUGUUCAGCCUUGAAUUUGAUGUUUCUUAGUAUUCCCAGAGUAAGAAGCUGUGUGGUUACAUGUCCUGCAAGUUGGGCCCUAGGAAGAAGAGACGUGAGGGCUUUUUUGUUGUUGUUGUUUUGCUUUUUGGUUUUUUUUUUGGGGGGGGGUGGAUAAGUUACAGAUCUCUGUAGAAGAAAACUGUGGAAGAGUGGGUGCUAGAAAGGAGGGUAACGGUGGAGGGACAGUUGCUUGUCGUCCACCCUCAUGAUUUUAAUUGACUCGUAACAAUCUUGUCAGCAGUGUAGGACUGUUGGACAGCCUGGUGUGCAGGACCCCCAAUGUCCCUUCUGCAUAAAGCAUGUAUGUCAUCUAUUUUUCCUUCAAUAAAGAGAUUUAAUAGCCAUUUCAAGAAAUCCCAUUUUAAAAAAAUACUUUCUCUAUGUCCCUUUUUAUUAUAAAUAAUUUAACUCUUGUCUAAUAUUCAUGUGUAAGGGAUUAAUUUUCAGACCCUUUAAAAGUGAGUGCCAUAAAGAAUCAGUAUAUAGUGUUGAAGUGAUAUUUCAGGCUAGGAAAUGGUUUCCUUCUCUGGAAUGGGCAGACGAGUCAGUUCAUCUCCAGUCACCAGUACUGACAUGAGGAGCCAAGAAUACAGUGAUCUCAGUCUGCUAGAUCAUGUGUAGGACAUGUUCAUCCAGUUUUUUAUUUCCUUUUACCUGCAUAGUUACUAUGUGUUUCUCACUGUAAAAGGCUGCCGCUGGGUGGCAGAAGCCAAAAGACCUUUAACGAGGCUAUAUUUUUCUUAACUUGAUCUGCAGUCCAUAAUUAGACCACGAUGCACCUUUGGUUGUAUCUAUAUAGGAUGCUAGCCUGCCUUGUACUAAUGUUUUAUAUAUUAAAAACAAAAUAAAGAUAUCAAUCAUUUCAUAUAUAUCCCACUACUAAAGGUAUCCAUGGAACAUGAAGACUAGUAUUUAUGCAGAAGAAAAACAGGAAAUUAACCCCUACAAAUACGGUUAUCUAUACACCUGUUUGCAUGUUCGCGUAUGUACACAAACAUGCAGUUGAAGUGAAAAAGAAAAUCAGUCCAUUAUUUCACUCUAGACUUGAUUCCAUCCUGACGAUUCAUGUUUAUAACUUAAUAUGUAUUAAAUAUGCAAGCAUAUCACAAAUGUUCUCUGUCAUUUCAAAAUGCAUUUGUUUAUCAGUAUCAAUAGAAUCUUGCCAGUGGGUGGGAAAGGGUCAUAUAAAAAUAUGAAGAAAUAGCCAUAUUAAAAUUUUACCUGCCAUUUGCCUCCGCAACAAAGCAAACUUGAGUUUCUAAUGCUAAAGAUAGAAUAAGCUAAUGCAGCAGCAGGGGCAUCUGCUGUUUAUAGCAGCUCUGACAAUAGGUUUUUACAAACUCAAGAACAGACUCACUUGAAAACGGACUCCAGUCACCUCCUUCCCACUACUGAAUUCAAAGCAGUAGCAGAUAGCGAAGGGAUAAUCCAAGGAUUUUUAAAGAUGAUUUUAUGAGAAGCACAAUCUUUAUUGUGACCGGUAACAUUCUCUGAACAGUCACACCUGUCUGUCUUUACCCUCCUGCCUUUCUGUAACUCACCGCUUGCUGUAUUGGAAAACCAAGUAUGGUUUUUAAUCACAGAAAGUCCUUUGUAUCCAGGAGUCCGGGGCAGAGCUCUGAGGGUCUAUUAUUUUACAUUACCUGGCCUAGAGUGGCAUUUUAGACAACAUUCAUCCUUGCAAGUAGGAGAACUGUAAGUGGCAUUUUACAUGGCUGCAAGUAUUGUUAUACCUAAUCCUAUAUGAAAAGAAUUUUGGUAACAGUAAGCUGAAAACCGGUAGCGGUGUCGCAGCGCAUGCGAGCUGCGCACCUGUAGACUGUUCGCACUGACGUGUGGAGGCUGUUUGAUUCAACCUUUUUUAAAAUUGUGUUUUUUAGUAAAAUGGCUUAUUUUUUCCCAAAGGUGGAGUUUAACGUUUUGUAAUGAUGAAUAUGAAAAUGCCUGUCAUCUUUAGAUCAUUUAAAGGUUAACUAAAGUGAGAAUUGCAAAACAAACCCCAAUACACUUUUGAAAAGCAUGCCUGCCCUCUCUCACCUCUGUUUUUUGACAUACAUACCCUUUAUCUUAGAGACACCAUUUGCUCCCUCCAUCCCCUUCGCUUGCUUUCUCCCCAGAGAGUAAAUGCUUUCUUUGUAUUUCUUUAAAAAAAAAAAUCUUAUUUUUUUUUUUGAAGAAGAAGCCACUUGAACCUUAAUAAAGGCUGUUGCCUAAGCAUGGCACACUUCAUCUGUUCUCAUUUGUGCCAUCUGCUCUGGUGUCGUCACUUGUAUGGCGUUAAUUUCCUGCCACUACAGAUCUUUGAAGAUUGCUUGACUACUGGUGUUUGUUCGAAUGCUCCAGACUACAGAUGCAAUGAAAGGCUUUUCUCACUAUGUUUUAACCAAAGAUGUGGAGCAAUCCAAGCCACAUAUCUUCGCCAUUAAAUUUGUCCAUUUUGGUUAUUUUCAUAAUCGGGUAUUGCAUUUUGCCUUCCCUGUUCAUACCUCAAAUUGAUUCAUACCUCAGUUUAAUCCAAGGAGGUUGGCUAAGGGAUAGAUCCUGCUGUGGUUUGCAUGCAGCAGCCGACUCGGAGCAGACAGACCCGGGUCAUGGUAGGCAUAGGACUUGGAUUGCUUCAGAUGGUUUGCUGUAUCAGUUUCUUUCUUUUUCCUUUUCUGAGGACUUGUUUCCAUUCAACGAGAGUAAUUACAAUGGCUUGUAAGUGAGGGCGUACAAGCAUUUGCAACAAGUAUCCAAAUAGAGGCUCACAGCGGCAUAAGCUGGACUUUGUCGCCACUAGAUGACAAGAUGUUAUACCAAGUUCAACCACAUCUGUGUAUCUCAAGGGACUUAAAUUCAGCUGUCUGUAGUGAAUUAAAGUGGGGAAUUUUCAAAAGUUUCUCCUGCUGGAAAUAAGGUAUAAUUUGUAUUUUGCAGACAAUUCAGUAAAGUUACUGGCUUUCUUAGUGA
Molecule: messenger RNA, 6746 nt
Organism: Alexandromys fortis (reed vole)
Lineage: Eukaryota; Metazoa; Chordata; Mammalia; Rodentia; Cricetidae
Gene: Mef2c
Product: myocyte enhancer factor 2C
Exons: 10
Coding region: 905-2302 (465 amino acids)
Biological process (GO): cell differentiation; positive regulation of transcription by RNA polymerase II; heart development
Molecular function (GO): protein dimerization activity; histone deacetylase binding; RNA polymerase II cis-regulatory region sequence-specific DNA binding
Source: RefSeq, a predicted model, not a curated record